UGAUUCUGUAGAUAUCUUGAUCAUCACCAAUCCCCACAGACUUCCCAGAGACAGUACACUACUCACGUACAAUCGAUUCAUCAUGGGCAAGAAACGCGUAUUGAUCAGUUAUGGUGUUGACGUCGACGCCGUCGCAGGCUGGCUAGGCUCCUAUGGGGGAGAGGACUCGGUCAAUGACAUCAGUCGAGGUAUCUUUGCGGCCACUGUAGGAACCCAGAGACUGCUGGCCAUGUUUGCCAAACACGACAUCAAGACUACAUGGUUCAUCCCAGGCCAUUCCCUGGAGUCAUUCCCAGAGGACAUGGCUGCUGUGCGUGAUGCUGGCCAUGAAAUUGGUCUUCACGGAUAUUCUCACGAGAACCCAUCCGACAUGACUCUAGAGCAGCAAAAAGUGGUCUUGGACAAGACAUUCCGUCUACUGACCGAGUUCUGUGGAAAGCCACCUAAAGGAAGUGUGGCUCCUUGGUGGGAAACUAGUGCCGAAGGUGCUCAGUUGCUUCUUGAUUACGGAAUCGAAUAUGAUCACAGUCUAUCACAUCACGAUUGCCAGGCAUACUGGCUACGAACUAACGACACAUGGACCAAGAUCGACUACAGCAAGCACCCAGAUCACUGGAUGAAGCCAUUAGUCAAAGGCCAGGAGACAGGUCUAGUUGAAAUUCCAGGAAACUGGUAUAUCGAUGAUCUCCCACCGAUGAUGUUUAUCAAGAAGGCUCCCAACAGCCACGGUUUCGUCAACCCUCGCGACGUCGAGGACAUCUGGCGGGAUCAUUUCGAUUACAUGUACCGCGAGUACGAUGAGUUUAUCUUUCCCAUCUCUAUUCAUCCGGACGUCUCAGGUCGACCUCACGUGAUUCUUAUGCAUGAAAGACUCAUUGAGCAUUUCAAGAAGCAUGACGGUGUCGAGUUCGUUCCCAUGGUGGAGAUGUCCAAUGAGUUCAAGAAGAAGAACCAAUUUCCAGAGGGCGCCUAUCUCCCUCAAGAUCCUACAGCAGUCUUGAACAGGGAGCCACUUUCCAAGUGAAGCAUGAUAGAAGAUGAAACCGACGCUUAGUCCUCUCUAAUGGCAUUGAUAAUUCUCUCACUCCAUGCU
Molecule: messenger RNA, 1093 nt
Organism: Exophiala mesophila
Lineage: Eukaryota; Fungi; Ascomycota; Eurotiomycetes; Chaetothyriales; Herpotrichiellaceae
Exons: 4
Coding region: 83-1024 (313 amino acids)
Biological process (GO): carbohydrate metabolic process
Molecular function (GO): hydrolase activity, acting on carbon-nitrogen (but not peptide) bonds
Source: RefSeq, a predicted model, not a curated record